Mobula hypostoma (lesser devil ray) is the source of this 2218-nucleotide messenger RNA. Its product is annotated as Transmembrane protein 263-B-like. Bases 122 to 523 code for a protein of 133 amino acids. The record is from RefSeq and is a predicted model, not a curated record. The transcript has 3 exons. NCBI's taxonomy places the organism in Eukaryota, Metazoa, Chordata, Chondrichthyes, Myliobatiformes, Myliobatidae.
CGGCGUCAGUUCUUGCGGACGCAGCUCGCGUUGCAUUUAGCGGCGGUCGGUGCGGCGGCGGCGGUAGUGACGGAGUGGAGCGGGCGGGGGCCGCGGGCGGAGGGGGCUUGGUACGACUACCAUGAAGGGACCAGAGAGACAAGCUCAAAUAACUGAAAGCAUGGCAGAUACGACAGAUGUGGCAGAAACUGUUCAGGAAGAUGUUCCACCUUAUCUUAGAGAAGAACCUCCAGAAGAACCCAAGAAGGAACUUGAUGUUCAAGAGCCAGGAAUGAUCUGGAGAAUGACCGGAGGUCUUUACAGCAUGACAAAAGGAGCGGUGGGUGCCACACUUGGAGGUGUGGCUUGGGUUGGAAGCAAAAGUCUGGAGUUGACCAAAACAGCUGUGACCACAGUACCAGCGGCUGGUGUUGGCCUGGUGAAAGGAAGUGUGUCAGCAGUGUCUGUUGGUGUUGGUGCUGUAGGCUCAGCUAUGGCCAGCAAGGUUCCCUUUACAUCCAAAAAAAAGGACAAAUCCGACUAAGUGAAUGGUUUGUAGGGUAUGUUUUCCUUAUAGAAAAAAACCAUCAUGAUUUAAGUAUACCUGGACAUGUUUGGAUACACCGCCAUGGUAUAUGUUUUAAUGGGCGACCAGUGAGAUAUGCGCUUUUAUGAAACUUUGCUGCCUCCACGCUUCUCCCCCACCCCAGUUUCUCCUGUGCUCAUGCCAUAUCUCUUCACUCUGUGUGCUGUCAAUGAAAAACAGAGCAGUUGAUCCCAUUCUACACUGUCCACUGACAAGGUAAAACAUUAUGCUUCUGGGCUUCUGCUGGCAUAAGGAUUGGCAGCAUAAGGAUGGUCAAAGCACCAGAUCUAUAAAGGAUGUAUGACACCCACAGUUAAAAUGUACAAAAAUAUUUUAUUUGUGUGGUUGGAGGAACAAAAUAACAACUGAUCAACAUCAAAAAGAACUCCUCCCUACAUGUAUAUAUUUAUUGGUUCUAGUAGUAUUUUGUAUGCUUGUUUUGUUCAUGUCAAUUAUAAAGGGGCUGAUUUUCUGUUUCAGUUUUUUGCUUUUUAGCUAUUUGGAUUAGAACACAUUGGGGUAUAUAUUGCUUCAAACAUGUUGGUGCAGAAAAUUUUUAAAUGUUAUGUUGGGAAUAGAAGUACCUGGUUUUGAAUCAUUAUUUUACAAUGCAGCAAAUCUUUUAUUCCUGCUCCACUGUGUUCCACUUUCACGUGGCUAGCCAGGCUCGAAUUGGGAGCAGUGUGAUACCGCAACACUGCAGUUUUGGUUACAGUUUACCAUGAGUAGCCUGACUUCUCACUUUUCAUUAUUGUUACCUGCUAUAAAUGGUAUUGGUAGCAGGCAGUUAUUACCACAGAGUGUUGCUGUUUGCACUGUUCACUCUUUUUUUUGCUCCACGGUUACUUUCCAUCAUUUUUCUGUACACCUGAUAUUUCUGUGGCAAGUUACUGUAUUAAGACUGGAACAGUCAGGUGAUUUCUGUUGACCAAAUUGCAAAACAUUUAGUUUUUGUCUAUAAUAGAACUAUUUUUGCAAAUAUGACACCUGAAAGCUAUGGAUUAGACUGUAAGUCUGUAUUUUAAUGGAAAUAAAGUUUAAAAAAAUCUCAAAACAACAUGAAUGAAAAUGUUUAGCUUUACACACUUCAUAUUUUCUUUGAAAUAUCAGUACAUUUUCAAAUACUGGGAAAGUCAUAUUUGCAUUGAUGGAAACAUUGUUACCAGUAAACCUGGGAUGUGGAUCACAUCGACAUAAACAUUAAAAUAUUAAUAAAAAUGGAUGAGUUCAUCAUGCAAUUAGGGUAGUUAAGACAAUAGAGAUAGAUAUUCUGCGACAUUUUUUUUUAACUACAUGAAUAAAUUUGGGCCUGUUGACUAUCUUCAUCUAUAAAUAUCAUGUGGAGUGGAUGUGAUACAGACUAGCUCCAAGAAAUCAAUUUAACCAGCACCUGUAAUGGCUACAAUUGGACUUGGAGAAGCUGAUGUUCUUCUUGCCAAGCCACAGAAUUCCAGCUGUCUAUUGAAUGAGACGUUCAAGCUAUAAAAUUAAUUUCCAGACCAUAGCUUAAAACUAACCAUGUGUGCAGAUGGUGACUGUGGAAUGAUACACAGUAUACAGACCAGGAAUAAUAUUGCUCUAGUCACCAAUGCUGAACAAGCAACUGAAGUCAUAGUUCAAAUCCCAGUAUCAUGUUAUGUUUAAUUCAGUAAA